Porites evermanni is the source of this 6731-nucleotide messenger RNA. Lineage: Eukaryota; Metazoa; Cnidaria; Anthozoa; Scleractinia; Poritidae. The record is from the annotation of a GenBank genome assembly.
AUGUCGUGGUUUAAAGAAGAACGGAAGAUCUCAUAUCUUCGAUCUUUUUGUAAUAAUGUUAUAAAAGCCGGUCCGAUGCCUCAACACGUCGCAAUAAUUAUGGAUGGAAAUAGGAGAUUCGCUAAGAAAGUGAACUGUGAGUGUUCAAAAGGACACGAAAAGGGAUUCGAAAAGUUGACCGAGGUAGGUUGCAAAGAAAGCUCUCGUCCUACCUAUCUAUCUGCAAGGUUUACAAACGAGGUAUAUUUUGAAUAAUUUCUUACUCUAAAGGAUACUCUAGGAUAUAUUGGUGAGUUUUUCAUUCAUUUUGCAUGCUAUCCUGGGACAAGAACAGGCCAUCCCCCAACUCAGUUAGUCAGUGCCCCACCAAGGAUGAUGAAAUCGUGCUACGUAACCGUUAAGCCAUAAUACCAUAAACAAACCUGUAAUUUUUAAUACAUAUAAACUGAUGUGCUUAAAUCAUAUUUUACUCCUUCCCUUAAUUUCAUUCUAGCCCUACCCUUAUGAAAAUGAGUACAUUUCAUUGAUUUUAGAAUGCGAACUUUGACCUACUUAAUGAAAUUUUUGGGCAAGAGGUGUACUUACAGUGCGGCUACUGUAAUCUGACCAAUCAGAUUACAGAAAAAUAAUGUAGUGGUCCCACUGUAACAAACUGCAACAAUUUCCAUGUUCUAUUUUACAAAUCGACAGCAAUUUUCCUUGGUCUGUACUCUUAACAGCCAUAGAAAUGAUGUCAAAAUGUUCAAAAGCAACGAGUCGCAGGUGAUGGUUUUACUGCAAAGUUUUGAACAUUUGGACAUCAUUUGAUUUUCUAUGGCCGAUAAGAGUACAGACCAUGGAAAAUUGUCGUCGGGUUGUUUUUUUUACCAUAAACAUUGACAGUGUUGAUGUCUGUUUCCGUUGAAAUUUCUUAGAAAAUCUUGGUCCUGAGAAAGAGAAAAAAAAUUGCAGCACCAUCACGUCAUUUCCAUUGUCUGUACUCUUACUGAACAUAGCUCUCAACCAAUCACCAUACUAGAAAUCACUCAGUUAUGAUAAAAACUCUAAUUGACUUUAGAAAUGACAUCAAAAUUUUCAAAACUCUAGUGGAACCACUUGCUGCAGGUGAAUGAUUUCACUGCAAAGUUCUGAAUAAGUUUUAAAGAAAUUGUAUUAGUAAAAAAAACAACAAGGUUUUCACAUUAAACCACAGUCAUCACCAAGGAAAAAGUAGAGUUUUUUGGAAAAAUAUAAAUACUAAAUAUACAUGUAACAAAGCUUGUUUCAACUGGGCCAAUAUAAGUGUAAAGAAUGUUGUUUCAAAGACCUUUGUGCAAAUAGAAUCAGCAAUGGUCUUCAAGCGUGGACUCAGUUCUUUUAUGAAGAACAUUAACCCUUUACAUGUAGGUCCCAAGAGUGACCAACAUCAAUUUUCUCCUAACAACAUCAGCAGAUCAUCAAGAGUAAAGGUUAUGAGAAUUACUAAAUUGAUUACUAAAGGGUGAACGUUUUGAUCUUAAACCAAAUUCUCUCAACUAUUCUUAAAGAAAUGUAUGGAGAUCAGUCUGGAGAAUUUGUAUGUGAAUCUUGUGGGGCUUAAAGGGUUAAUAGUCCAUACAUACACUGUACAAACCUUGGUUGGCGCUUGUGAAGAAUGUGAAAUCGGUUUUCUUUUGGGUCAUUUGUUCACGUAAGGUGUUUUCAACAAUGUGCUGCUUGAGAUUCCAUGCUACAUAGCCAGUAUAAUUUGCCUGUAUCUUUCUUUUUUCCAAUAGCUUAGAUCAUUUUUUUUUAUCAUACAUGUAGGUUCUAGAGUGGUGUUUUGAUCUUGGUAUUCCUGAGGUAACAGUUUAUGCCUUCAGUAUUGAAAACUUCAAACGAUCAAAAGAUGAAGUUGAUGGGCUCAUGGAGCUUGCCAAGCAAAAAUUUGACAGACUCAUGGAAGAAAAGUAAGAGGAAGCAAGCUUUAAAAAUGUACAUGUAUCUCUACUGCUGUAUAAUAUGUUCUAUGCUUUUCAACAAGUUGUAACUUGUUGAGCAUCAAUGGUGAAUAAUUUAAAAAUGUUUUAAUUUGUUUUCUGCUUAUUCAACAAGCUGCAGUACACCUGUAGGCCCUUUGCAGCUGAGGGUCACAUGAUCUAUCUUAUGUCAAAAUUAAGGGAUACAUUUAAAACCUGAAAGAAAUUUAUCAAUUUUGUAUGUGGCCUGUUGAUUCUGUGUCCUCAUUUCAAAACAAUGUUUGGGGACAGCAGCUACACUGAGUUACAUGAUGGUUCUUCACAUUUGCCCUCUUGGACGAAUUGCGAAACACAGAUGGUGAAAUGUUGAUAAACCUCUUGACCCUCUCCACCCCUCCCCCCCCCCUUAUUAGUUUGUCAUUUGCUAAAAUCUGGAAGACAUGUGACCAGACAGACCAGACCAGGCUUUGUUCAAUAGGUGGAUAACACUUUCCACCAGAUAAAUCUCUAUCCACUGGAUAAUGCAGUUGGUUUUUCUAAUACAGUACUUAUCCGUUGGAUAACCGGGGCCAAGUUCUCUUACUCUCUUGCUCCAGGAGCAAGUACUGUAGGAGAGGACCCUAGGAGGGAGUUUGCUUGGCUAGAUGUACAUGUAUGUACCAAAUUCAGACCAUUGCUUUAUAUGUUUUAUUUUUUAUCCAAUGUAAACGUAGAAGGAGAGCACAAUGGAAACCAUUACUGAGGUUUUUUUGUUGUUUCCUUGUAGGGAAAUGAUUCAAAAACAUGGAGUAUGUGUGAGAGCUCUUGGUGAUCUAACAAUGUUACCCGAAGAUCUACAAAGAUCAGUGGCUAGAGUGGUUAAGUUUUCACAAAAUAACAGAAAGUAAGCAAAAAUAAAUUGAGCAUUUUUGCUUAGUGAUAGAAAUAGCCCAGUGUAUAUGUAUUAAUAAUUUAGGAACUUAACAUGUAAUAUCCUCAGUAACUCAGAGGUAUGUAGCCAGUCAGGAAACGUUAAUUUUGAAAAAGGAAAAUCCAGACAAUGAAAUUUUUUAUUCCGGGUUACUGGGUCCCAUAAGACAUUUCUUAAACACCUUUGCAAAUGCAGGCUUCUGAUUGGUCAGAAAAAAUCGUUGGUCAGACAUUACCUCAAGACAAUGAACAAUAAUUAUUUUACAUAGCAAUGUUGAACAACCAAACAAGUGUAAACAAUUCCACAAACAAGCAAACCAGAAUUUAUAACUAUCUUUUGGACUGCAGAGUAAUCAUGAUCAUGAAUAAUAUUCCUAUUUAUUUGUUUAUUUAUACAUGUAAGUUGGCAUUAGCCUUUUUGUAUUUAUUUUGUCCUCUGGGGUUUGCUGCCGCUCAAAUUGAAAAUUUUCUUGUUAUUUCCCUCAGAGCAAUCCUGAAUGUAUGUCUGGCAUAUACAUCAAGACAUGAAAUCUCUAACGCUGUUAAAUCUGUGGCUGAAGGGGUGGAGCUUGGUUUAUUAAAACCUAGGUGAUCUAGUACUUUGCAAACUUAUUUCUACAUGUUUAAAAAUCAUUGCCUUUAUUGGUAUGUAAGUUUUAGAGGUAUAACUUCAAUGUUACAGCUGUAUCUUUACUCAGCCAGACAUGUUACAUGCAAGUGCUUCCAGUGUUGGGAGUUGACUGAGAUUAAUUUUCAUCAUCGAUCAUCAGAAAUAUUCCGAUUGACCCAACCAAUAAUUUAUUGUGUGAUCAUUAAUCAAAAUUGGGAAAAUCUCUUAACAAGAACUACAUUUAUGAAAGUCAAAAUAAUGCUAAGAAGGGACCUUAGGAAAGUUGAGAUUCACUUCAAGCAAAGAUACUUCAAGCUGCAUCUUUUUUGGGGUUGAACGUUACUGUUAUAAUUUGGUGACAUUUAAGCUACAAUACUAAAAAUCAGAGACCUUUUGAGACAAGAAUUUAUUUUCAAAUAACUUAUUGCUUUGGGGGAUCUAUGAUUUACCAUCUAGUGUAAUCUAGAUCCGUGCACCACUACUGGCUUCCUGGUAAGAUUAGAGCCCAUCGCCUUCCAGAGUACUGAUUGUACAGUCAUAUUUAUGUACUGUGUAGACGAACUCAUGGUGAACUAUUGUGGUAACGAUAGGCCAUUUACUUCAUGUACAUAAUUGUAUAAAAUAAGUAUACAAGACAAAGUAAUUACCUGUAUAACUUUCUUAUUCAAUCUGCAGUGAUGUUAGUGAGUCAUUAUUAGAGAGAUGUCUUUACACUUCACCAUCCCCCCACCCUGAUAUAUUAAUAAGAACCUCGGGAGAGGUGCGUUUUAGUGAUUUCCUGUUGUGGCAGGUAAGUCACACUGUACACUCCUAAUUAUUAUGAUAAAAAUAGUUCCAAGGCUAUUUACAUUUAGUAAAAUCCAACUAGUGGUCUAUUAUCAAUGCUGUGUUCCAAUUGGUUGAGCUACUACUAGGCUAUAUGUUAUAGCCCACUAGUAGCGAAAAGCGCGGGCUUUUUGGCGGCUAAAAGGGAUUAAAGUCUAGCUUUAACUAGCUAAAAAAUUUUUAUUCUCGAUAUUUUUGACCAGCUAGUUGGAUUUUACUACUGAAAACAAAUUCGGCAAGCUGUUAGGGCAGGGAUUGAGAUUACAAUAAUUACAUGUAUUCCAGGCACUAACCACUUGGCCACACACGUACUGCCUCCACUAGGGAUUAUGUUGUGAAUAAAAUCCAUUCUUAGGUUAUUAUGAGCUAUUAUCCAAUGAAGUUUUCAGUAUAGUUUUAUUCAGAAUUGACUGUGUUUCACAUUUCUAACUAUUUGGGAGACAAUAAGGGAAAUUCUGGUGUAAUGUAUUAACAGAAUAAUAGUAUUGUGUACCGAAAGUACAUGUACAACAGCUAUUGAUAUAAUGUCAAAUUUUCCUUUCAUUUUGCAAGGAAAUGCAAGAAAUUUGAAAGGAGAAUCAAAAGGUUAUUGGAAGUUAUUUUCGUGGGUUUUUUUCACACACUGCUUCAAAUGCUUCAAAGAUUUCAAGAUUGGAUCAAAAGUUCGGGAGACCCUUAAUGGUCUAGUCACCAUUUGCCACCCUUUCAGUGAUUGGGAUCUUGAGAUGAUAAGAGUAUGUUAUAGAGCUUGCCGUCAUCACCUCCGGUAACACCAUAAUCUCUUUCCUCUUUAUUGCAGUGUUCCUAUUCAUCUCUCUCAUUUCUUAAAGUUCUAUGGCCUGAAUUCUCUGUCUGGGAUUUCUAUGGUGCAAUUAUUUCCUUUCAGUGGAAUUAUCAAACUUUUAUGGUGGGUAUGAUAAAAUACAUGUAAAUGGUUAUAUGUUUUUAGGUUGCAAACACUUCUUUGUUUCCUUCUUGAAACUUGGAAUUUCUUAAUUGUUUAUAAUUUGAUUAUUGUUAUUAUAUUGACCUAAGUAUUUGACUUUGAAAAACUGCAAUGAGAUGUUACUCAAAAUCGUUUAUAUUUUGUAAUGUUAAAACAUUAUGACAUUUCGACCUUCUUGGAUUCUCAUUGCAGUGUUCUCCUUAUCAGGCGGUAACCGGUAAAAUUUACCGUCUGAAGCAACACUUCUUACAGGCUGCAACCGCUUGAAGGUUUGCUAAAAUUAAAUAAGUUGUUUUAAAAAAUACGCAAGUUGUGAUCUGAUCCGAUCAAGGUAUGAAUAUAUGCAAGUGUACUAAAGUAUACACAGCUUUUCUAGAGCAUUGAAGACAGUGUAAUAUUAUUGGAAUCAAACUUUUUUAGUGUUGUCUAAAAAUAACAACGGCAGAUUUGCGUAAAAUAGGUCUUAAAGUGAGGGAAUGACAUUUCAGAGAACUUAGCUCCUAAAUUUCACAGCAAGGUCAAAGCCACGUCCCUUACUCCACUACCCCCCUCCCCCGGGAAAGUGCGCUUCUGGCACACAUUUUUUUUGCCUUACCGGCCGUGAAUGGUCCCUUACCUGCUGAACUAAAAUUUAGGGAGAACACUGCAUUGCCAAGUAAAAAAAUAACAUAUGUAUAGCUGUUCUAUAAAUACAUGUACAAGAAAAAACAAUUGCUGGUUUUCACAUUAUAAUCAAUGAUGUCAUCAAAAUUUAAAUUUAAAGAAUGAUCUAUCCUCCUGAAUUUGUACUUUCAUGAAGUGUAAGAGCAGUUGUAAACUAAUACUAAUACUUAUGCAUAAUAUGUUCUAUGAAUUUGUGCUAUACCAGUAUUUACAUGUAUACUGCACAUUCAGUGUUUUUACUUCCACAUGAGAAAUAUUUGCUUCUUGAUGAUCAAUAAUAAUAAUUAUUAUGGAAACUAACCAUUCAGCAGUGGAUAGUGAAUAGAAGCUGAAGGCUUAAGUGUAAAUUUUGCUGUCUCAGACUCAUUUAUAAGGACUGGAGACUCAAGAUGAGUAAACAUAGUACUAUAAGCUUUCCUGGAAAGGAAUGGAUGCAAAAUAGUGAUCAUCAAUAUAAUUGUUCUAUGGUUGAUCAUUCUUUUAGGAUUCUACAGAGAACAACAGAAGUAAACAGUUAGAAGCUGAGCUAGAAUGGGAUCUGAGGUGUGUCUUAGAUCAAAUGGGAGAAGAAUCUUCUUCAAUCACCAAUGGUAAUGGCCAUAUAUCAAGUGCAAGACAAACAUGUGAGCAGAAUGGUGCGGCAACCAAUGAGAUCUCCCAUGCAAAUGGAUAUCAUGCCUCACCAGGGCACAUUUGCAACAUAACAGAACUGUUAACAAAGCCUUGCAUACAGCAGAGACUUGAUGCUUAUAGAGAAUCAAAGAAUUCCAGAAUAGACAAAUUUCUUGCCCAUUUAGAUAGCAAGAAGAAACAGUAUCUGGAGAAUUUAUGCCCAAGUUAG